AGAGAUGGUGAAACCCUAAUAGCGAUCUGCGGCUGUUCAUCUCGUCUUUCGACUUUCAGGAGCUCUUCAGCCAUGGUUAACGUUCCUAAGACGAAGAAGACUUACUGCAAGUCCAAGGAUUGCCGAAAGCAUACCUUGCAUAAGGUGACACAGUAUAAGAAGGGAAAGGAUAGCUUGGCUGCACAAGGAAAGCGUCGUUAUGACAGGAAACAGUCUGGUUAUGGUGGACAAACAAAGCCUGUGUUUCACAAGAAGGCAAAAACCACGAAGAAGAUUGUGCUAAGGCUGCAAUGCCAAGGUUGCAAGCAUGUGUCCCAGCACCCGAUCAAGAGGUGCAAGCAUUUUGAAAUUGGUGGAGACAAAAAGGGCAAGGGAACAUCUCUUUUCUGAGAAAUUAUGUGUAAUCUAGUUGCAGUUAUUCAUUUUUCUAUUUUGGCAGACAUGGAGAUCUACUACAAUGCAAGUGGCUUUUUUGCUUUGACACAUGUAACUUAGUGAAGGAAAUAGGAAACUUUUCUUGUUUAUUUGUUUCUAUUUGCAGUGCAGGUGUGGUUUCAUAUGAUGCAUUGCUUGUUUUAGAUUGUGAAUUGGUUGUAUAGAUGUCCAAAUUGUGC
Messenger RNA from Cynara cardunculus var. scolymus (artichoke), 614 nucleotides. Its product is annotated as 60S ribosomal protein L44. Gene Ontology annotation, biological process: translation. The record is from RefSeq and is a predicted model, not a curated record. Gene Ontology annotation, molecular function: structural constituent of ribosome. NCBI's taxonomy places the organism in Eukaryota, Viridiplantae, Streptophyta, Magnoliopsida, Asterales, Asteraceae. The transcript has 4 exons. Gene Ontology annotation, cellular component: ribosome; cytosolic large ribosomal subunit. Bases 73 to 390 code for a protein of 105 amino acids.